Oncorhynchus gorbuscha (pink salmon) is the source of this 1773-nucleotide messenger RNA. It is a transcript of the gene proza, whose product is annotated as protein Z, vitamin K-dependent plasma glycoprotein a. NCBI's taxonomy places the organism in Eukaryota, Metazoa, Chordata, Actinopteri, Salmoniformes, Salmonidae. Gene Ontology annotation, cellular component: extracellular region. Gene Ontology annotation, biological process: proteolysis; blood coagulation. The record is from RefSeq and is a predicted model, not a curated record. Gene Ontology annotation, molecular function: calcium ion binding; serine-type endopeptidase activity. Bases 433 to 1737 code for a protein of 434 amino acids. The transcript is spliced from 9 exons.
UGGCGGCUGCGUCAAACCUCUCAAUGGCCAGUACAUACAGUAGCAUCAACAAUCCAUGAUCGGGUUACAGUAGAACGGACCAAUACAGUAUAGUAGCCUACAUACAGUAUUUGUAUUAAUGGCUUUGAAUAAAGUAUCCAAGACCGCCCUCACGUGGUUGAUUACACACGUCGUAGUGGCCUGAAAAAGCAACAUUGGAGUGUGAUGCUGUCAACCUCUAUUGCGAUCUCAGAGCCGAGGAUCCACACGGUGAACUGCGUGUCGGGACCAGAGAGAGAACCAACCGAACAGGCUUCUGUCAUCCUUCUCAUUCCGCCCAAGCCCCGGCUGAAGUCCGACGCGGUGUGAUCUUUGAACUCUGCUGAGGUGAUCUGACAGGAUUAGACAGACAAACAGUCAGACAGACUGACAGACUGUCCUCUAGCUGCCACCAUGGGCUCCCUAGCCACCACUGCCACCCUGCUUUCCUUACUGCUACUGGGAGCUGUGACGGCCAGACUAGACACUAAAAACCCCAAGACAGUGUUCCUGGACAAGCAGGAGGCCAGUGAAGUGAUCACCUUAUCCCGCCAGAAGAGGGCCAACGUGGGCAACGAGGAGAGCCUGCUCCCUGCCAACCUGGAGAGGGAGUGUCUGGAGGAGGUCUGCAACUACGAGGAGGCCAGGGAGAUCUUCCAGGACUCCUACCGCACGGAUAUCUUCUGGUCCGUCUACAUAGACGGGGACCAGUGUGCAGAGAAGCCGUGUAAGAAUGGAGCCAUGUGCUCAGACAGCGUGGGGGGAUACGACUGUGUUUGCAAGUCAGGCUUCUUUGGAGUCCACUGUGAGACAGAUCAGACAGUGUGUAUGUUGGACAAGACCAAGGGCUGCAGUCAGUUCUGUAAGCCAGGAUACCAGUCCUAUGAGUGUUCCUGUGCCCGUGGCUGGAAACUAGAGGAGAAGGAGAGGGUGAAGUGUAUGCCUGCAGUGACAUUCCCCUGUGGGAAGGUGAACAGCCUCAGCCAGUGGACAAAGAGACAGUCAACCAACAUCGCCAGCAACUUUGAGGGACUAGCCUGCAACUCUGGAGAGUGUCCCUGGCAGGCCAUUCUGAAGAGUACAGAGUCUGUAGGGUUCUGUAGUGGUGUCAUUCUGAAGGAGAACCUGGUUCUAACUACAGCCCAGUGUGCCCAGAAAUACGUCAACUUCCAGGUGGCUGUCGGCAAACGCCUAACCGCAUCUGAAGAUGGCGAACAGACGCUCUAUGUCCAAGUCGUCCACGUCCACCCCCGCUACGUACCCGGUCGCCCUGACAACGACCUGGCCGUCCUCGAGCUCCGCGAGCGCAUCGUCUAUAAGAAGCAUGUGGUCGCUGCCUGCCUGCCCGAACGUGACUUUGCAGAGGUCGUCCUGAUGACUGGCGAGUAUCCGGCCGUGGUCACUGGCUGGAAGGACCCCGUGGACGCCACGGAGGUCCAAGGCCCGCUCACUCUCAACCACCUGGCAUAUGAGCGUUUGCCCCAGUGUGUGGAGAGGCACCCGGGGUUGGUCACCAACAAGAUGGGCUGUACGACGGUGAGACCCAAGGGUGACUGCAUCCUGGGGCCGGGGAGUCCCAUCCUAUCUCUCCACAGGGAGGUGUUCUAUCUGACCGGGGUAGUCUCCAGACCAGCAGGGGCAGACUGUAGUCAGGGUUACAUCUACCAGAAGGUGUCCCGUUUCCUGCUCUGGCUGCAGCCCCUCAUGGACUCACGCUAAGAGGGCUCUGAAUCCCAAAUCAACCACUAGUCCCCA